This is a messenger RNA of Neospora caninum, 4080 nucleotides long. Its product is annotated as putative 3', 5'-cyclic nucleotide phosphodiesterase. The transcript is spliced from 19 exons. Gene Ontology annotation, biological process: signal transduction. The record is from RefSeq and is a predicted model, not a curated record. Gene Ontology annotation, molecular function: 3',5'-cyclic-nucleotide phosphodiesterase activity. Lineage: Eukaryota; Apicomplexa; Conoidasida; Eucoccidiorida; Sarcocystidae. The coding region runs from base 1 to 4080 and encodes 1359 amino acids.
AUGGGACGCCUCAAGUCCGCCGCCACGCGGGUCGCGGCGCGCGCGGGAAAGCGAGCAGACGGCGACGGAUCUCCAGAGGAACUCAAUGGCGCGGGAGACGGGCAAGCAGGAGUUGACGCAGGGGCAGGAACCCUGGCGAGUCGAUUCGUCCUUGCCGGCCUUCCGGACUCUCACCCGGACGUCCCCGGAGCGCGUUCGGACGCAGAAACCUACGGCCAGAACCGGAGCGUGGAGCGUCCCGACUUCCUGGCCUCGACCAAGUUCCGCGGCCGCUCGGCGCGGCUCUCGCUCAAGUCGAGCGUAUUGGGCGACGACUGCCCGACGCAGCUGCGCACUGCCGGCGUGUCUGGAGACCCGGGAAAAGGCGAGGAGACCGAGAGUGCGGCGGGAGGCAGCCUCGCCGCGGUGGCGAGGCUGUGCACGUCUCCCCGCGUGCUGCGGGGCCUCGAGUCCGGCCUCUCGCUGUUGGCAGUUGCGGCUUCACCGCAGGCUGCAGGACCGGAGAAGUCGCGCCGAAACCUAAGCAACAAGCUGAGCUUUGAAACGGUCCGACUUGACUCCCGCGGAGGAACAGUCAUGGGCACGGCGUCUCGGGCCGGCGGAAGCGUCGUGAACGGCGACGGCGGUCUGCGGAUCCAGUCCUUUGGCGUGGAAGACGAACCCGACAGAUUGAUGUCGAUAAAGAUCCGCGGAGUCGCCGACAGCAACUUCGCAGCAGAGCGAAGCGGCAGCGCGAAACGCGGCGUCCCUGUCCGAGUGGAAGGCUCUCUGGUCGACGGAGGCGCCGAGCUCGGGCGCCGCGCAACCAACGAGGGUCUCGACUUGGCCGAGAAAAACAAGGAGCGAAACGCCACGCUGGAAGUGGAUGACACUCCCUGGCACCACCGCGGCACAGGCAGACUCGAGGCGCUCUACCUCAAAUGGUCCAAACACUCUGUCUACAAAUUCUUCUCGGAAGAGGACCGGAAAUAUUUCGACAUGGCUGUCACGGGGAUCCCUUGCUACUUUUCGUCGAAGAACCUGGAGCGGUCCUACGCGCUCUACCGCUGUCCGGCGCUGUCUGGGUAUUUGCUUCUCUUCCACGCUGCGUGGAUCUUCUGCACCUUUCUGAUUUACUGCCUGUGCGUGCUGACGCGGCCCGGCGUGGCGAGCAGCCGCCGCAUGGUCGUGCCGUUUGUCGUCUCCUGGGUGAUUUCCGCCAUCAGCAUCUUCGUCGUGUUCCUCUGGAGGCGCACGGGAGGCACCUCCGUCGAGCGCUUCAACCGCAAAGAGAAGGCGCUCCGCAAAGCUGAAGAAGGCGCCAUCCCGAUGUACGAGGCGUACCACUGGCGACCUUGCUUCACGGAAGACUUUGGAACCGCAUCCAUUGGAAUGACGACGAUCUUCCCUAUCGCCCUUGGGGCGGUAGUCGCCGUGUGGAUUGGCUUCAAUCCGUACAUCAUCCACGACUACGGCGAGUCGACUUCCCGCCUCGCGCCGCCGCUCCUCGACACUUCCUUCGGUCUCGCGGGCUUUGUCGCGUCUCAGGGAUACCUCGCCUUCGCGGUUCUGUUCAUCACGGCAACGAUUUUUUCCUCGGGAAUCAGGCUUCGCAAGAUCCUCUACGUGGCGAUAGGCGUCAUGGUGGCCAUCACUGCCGCUCUGGUCGCCUUCGCCUUUGCUUUUAAAGAUCACUCCCUGUACCUCGCUUCUGUCUUCUACACGUACAGCGUUAUUCCGGUGGCUCUGUACCACGCUAUGAAAGGGGAGCGUCUACGUCGUUUUCUCUUCUUCCAGCGCGAGCGUGCACGGUAUGGACAAGACAUCGGCGCGGAGGCCACUGGCGCGUCUGGUUCGGCGACUCUCGUGGAAGAACUGAUUUUGUUGAUUAACGAGGCAGGACUCAAGAUUCGGCGGGCUCGGAAGAAAAUGAAGUACAAGAAAUGCACCGAUCUCAUCGAGUCCGAGGGAAUGCUCAUCAGGUGCUUGAUGAUUCUGACUGCUGGCGAUGAUCUCUUUGCGCUCCGCAUUGGCGAAGGGGACGGCGACGCAGGCAUCCGCGAGAACUUGAUGGACAUCAUCGGCGCUCGCUCACGCGGAGAGGGCACGACAUCUCGGGGGAUUGUCAGCACUGGUCAACUGACUCUCUCCGCCUCGGCAGCUUCCGACGACGAUGACGACCUUAUGACAGAUUUCACAAAAUCCUCUGACUUGGGCGCCCAGGAAAUGACGAGCUUCCACGUGAAGUGCCCGGAGGACUUGUGGGCCAUUGUCGACAUUCGCGAUCCGCAAUCAGAUCUCGCCUACAGCGCCGACAACCGCGAUGGAACCAAGAGAAAAGGGGUCCAAGACGCAGGAAACAUCUUUUUUUCCCAUUUCCCGCAGUUCCCUGCUGCUCGCCUGCACGUCAUGCUUUCGCGGAAAGUUAGCAUCGAGUGGAACUUGAGCAUGAUCGACGUGGACCAGCAGUGCAAGGGCUGGUGUCUCUACUGCGUGGGAAGUGAUCUGAUUUUCUGCAAAGUUCAAGGCUUCGAAUGUGAGAAGCGCGUCGUCCAGAACUUCAUGAAAGUUGCGCAAAUGUGCUACCAGCCGACUAUCUAUCACAAUCACCUCCACGGAGCGCAGGUCGCCCACAACACAGUCUGGCUCGCCAGGAAGUUGGAGCUGGCCAGCAGCCUCACGGCGCCGGACCUCGUCGCUCUGAUCGUCGCUGCUCUCUGCCAUGACAUUGGUCACCAAGGCAAGAAUAACGCGUUCUACAUCGCAAGUCGGUCUCCCCUGGGAAUCAUCUACAACGACAUUUCGGUCCUCGAAAACUUCCAUGCCAGCCUCACUUUCAAGAUCCUCGCCAGGCAAGUCGCUGCUCGUGUUCUCCCGCCUAAGCAGAUGCGCCCAGUCGGAUACCGGCUUAUAUUCGGAUAUCCGCGCUCACUGGAGCCGGAGGUGACGCGUUUGAGCAUAUGGAGUUGCCGCAUCAACGCAGGCGGAGCCAGCAGCGACACACUACUCCACCUGCGCGGGAAUUGCCUCUGGGAUGUUCCCAAUGAAUUUCAGAUUGUCCGAAACCGCAUGAUCGAUCUCAUUCUCGCGACCGACAUGAAGAUGCACUUCGAGACGCUCUCCAAGUUCCGUCUUCGUCGGAAUUCGCCGGAGUUCUGCCGAACGAACGACGACGACGUGUCGAUGCUGCUGCGAAUGUGCAUCAAAGGCGGCGAUGUCAGCCACGGCCUGCUCUCGUGGGAGAGCCAUGUCAGCUGGUCGUACCGCGCAGCCUCCGAGUUCUACGAACAGGGCGACAUCGAACUCGCGCAAGGCCGCACCAUCACGCCAAUGUUUGACCGGAGGAAACACGCCGACUUUCCCAAGGGCCAAGAAGGUUUUCUUCGCUUCAUCAUCAUUCCUCUCUACGAAGAAAUCGCUGCAGUCGACACAACUGACGAGAUUCAAGGGCGUUGCCUCCAGAACGCGUUCGCAAACAGCGAGCGCUGGCGGCAGCUCCAGAACGCGCCUGAGGAGUUUGAGGCGAUCGACGCGAAACACCAGGCGAUCAUUUGCGUGCUGAAAGACCGGCUCGAGUGGCGCGUGCAGAAGAACAUCGCGCCGACCCAGCGCCUGCUGCGCGCAGCCUGCGCAGAGAACCCAGUGCGUGCGGGCCCGGCCGCCUUCUACCCGACGCCCGAGGCGGCCCAUGCGCCCGUCGACAAGUUCGCCCCUCGCGCUGUCGCUUCCGAGAAGAAGCGAGACAGCGUCGCGUCGACUGUCUCCCGCGACGCAGCCCGCGAAUCCAGUGCAGAUUCGCCAGGCGCUGUCGAGCCCAGAGAAGAGCGUCAGGGAGACACAUGGCAAGGCGCUUCCAGGGGGGAAGGCGGCGAGGGCCCUCGCGAAGGCGCUACGCCGCUGGACCGGAAGCCGGUCGCCACGCAGGGCGGCGUCGAGUACGCGCCGAAGAGCUCCGAAGACCGCACAAGCCGAGAGGCGGCGCGAGGAGACGAGGCCCCAGAUUCCGAAGGCAGAGUGGGCGGUGGGGGCCCAGGGGAGCGAGGGACGCAGCAGAAAUCCCCGUUCGACCUGUUGGAUGUCGAAUCCCGGGUCGCCAUCUGA